This is a messenger RNA of Colletotrichum chrysophilum, 924 nucleotides long. RefSeq lists its product as uncharacterized. The transcript has 3 exons. The coding region runs from base 1 to 924 and encodes 307 amino acids. NCBI's taxonomy places the organism in Eukaryota, Fungi, Ascomycota, Sordariomycetes, Glomerellales, Glomerellaceae. Gene Ontology annotation, molecular function: carbon-oxygen lyase activity, acting on phosphates. The record is from RefSeq and is a predicted model, not a curated record.
AUGAUCAAGGAGAUGAACUAUUCUGGGGCGCCGGUGCUCAAGGCAGAGGCUGUCGAGUCUCUGCUAGAGUACAUGUACAGGAGAUCAGUUGAGUUUGGUGUUCCUGUGGACACGCCCAUCUCCUCCAAAGGAUUCCGCUUGGGAUACUCCCUAGGACUGGGAUUUGUUGGUCUCUUCACAUGGCUCGUUGUACAAUACGAUGAUCUCGUUGGACAGGCAGAGGGGGCAAUGGUUGAGGAGGCCAUGGCCUUCCAGAAGCGUUUCUUCAGCGGCCAGCGCCAGAAGCACAACCUGCUAGAAGGCCUUGCAACUCUUCUACGGGAGGCCUACGACCACUGGGACCCCGUGUUGGCCAACAUGCUUCAACUAUCCGCCUUGAAGUUUUUGACCUGCAACCUGUUGGAGCGACACGAAGGCUUCUUAAGCUUUGAAGUUACCAGAGCAGGCGAGAAGUUCCCUGAUUUCCUCAGAGACAUGUCGGGAAUCAACGUUGCAUACGCCGUCUUCUGCUACCCUAAAGCGAUGUAUCCUGACGUUUCACAAUGGAUCGAGGCCAUUCCAGACAUGGCCAGAAUCAUCGAUAUCGCAAACGACGUCUUUUCUUUCUACAAAGAAGAGCUCAGCGGCGACACCCGAAACUAUAUUCACAACCGGGCUCUGACCACGGGAAGGCCACUUCUUCAAAUCGUUGAGGAGACCAAGGAGGAGACAAUGAGUUGUGCCAGGCGGGUCGCGACCAUUCUCAAAGGAAGGGGCACGUAUGAAGCAUCCUGGAACGAGUGCGUCGCGGGCUACAUAGCCAUGCACACAACAAACGCACGUUACAGGUUUGCCGAAAUGGGUCUCGGGGAGGAGCACCCCCUCGCCCCCUUUGAGCACAGGAUCGGUGAGCUGUUUGACCGUAUGAAGACGGAGAUACGAUGA